This is a messenger RNA of Rotaria socialis, 2772 nucleotides long. The record is from the annotation of a GenBank genome assembly. NCBI's taxonomy places the organism in Eukaryota, Metazoa, Rotifera, Eurotatoria, Philodinida, Philodinidae.
AUGUCGACACCGCCCCCCAUCAAACCUGACAACCAUAUGAACAAUUUUGAAGUUGUAAGUAGCGAUGAAGCAGAAUCGGAACUUCCAGGCGAUUAUGAGACGGGAAAUGAACUACAAGAUGCAGGAGUGUCGCGUAUAUCUAUUGCUACAGGUUCGACAACUUCUAGUGAUUCCGGGAUUCGGCAUUCUAUCACACUAUAUAUGCUGCGCAAAGUUGAUCCUAAUCACAAGUGGCAAAUUCAGGCUGUGUUUAGUAAAAAAAGAAAAUUUGAUUUCAAUCGUAGUGAAGCUUUGAGUUUCCACCAGGCUAGUACAAACAAAAAUGAAGAAGUCCCAAUGCUCUACCGACUUAAACUGUUCUUCAUCUACAAUGAUAAGCGACAAGUUUGUGUCUAUGACGACGGAAAAUAUUAUAUAACUAGUUCAUUUAAAAUUCGCAUAUCUGAACCAGGAAUAGCCCACACGUCUCAUUACUAUGCCGAUUCACUCCAUGCUCUCAUGAUUAAUCCAUCGGUGUCGAAUCAAUUUUUAUUUGGCAUUCAUUUCAAAAAAGGUGGUAUUACUUCGCUAAAGGCCGCCGCUCCAGGCAGUAGCAUAUCAUUGUGGGAUAGUUUACCUAUUUUUACAUAUUAUCUUCUUCGUACACAAUCUUACGAUAAAUGUGAUGCACUCUUUGAUCAAUUUAAAAUCAUCGAAGAAAGUAUUAGAAUAAUCAUAUCACCUGACGGUUUGGAGAGAUUUUUAUCUAUGUGUCUUAAGUAUUUAUCAACAAUUGAAAAUGUUCUCAACCAAGAUCUUAAUGCACUAAAAGUUCUUAUUCAGAUGAUAGCUCUUAUACCGAUAAGCAAACAAAAUGUCUUCUUGGACAAACAAGCUUCAGAAUUUGUGCCAGUCAUUCUCAAGAUUAUCUCCGACAGGAUCAAUACUCUCAUGGUAAUAAUCAAUAAAAAUGAUUGGAUAUCUUUUUAUAAAGGUUUAACACUACUAAUUUGCAUUAAAAUACUUCAUGAAAAAGAUAAAAAUGACACAGACAAUACUAUUGAUUUAUUGUCAAGAAUAUCUGAAAAAGGACAACGAGAAGAUGCAGCAUUGCAAUUAUUUAAACUAUUCAAGCUUAUAGAACGUAGAUUACCAGGAAACAAAAUGAUGGAGUUGUAUAAAUUGGUGAAUCCGAAGGAUCUCUCCUUGGAAUAUCUCGAACCAACUGUUUCAUGGGAAACGUACAUUUAUGGUCUCACUCAUAUUGUUGAAAAUUGUGAAUAUUGUAUGAAUGAUUUGGAAGACCAUAUAAAAGAUCAACUUCGUAGAUUCCUUAAUGCGAAUUAUUUUCCAAUGCUAUUACCUGAUGUUGCGUGGAUUUUAACCUAUUUGAAACAACAAACAAAUAGCAACUCAACCCAAAUAAUUCAGCGUAUUUUUCAAAAAAGUGAUUCUUUGCAAAUCAGCAUUGAGAAGUAUUUAGAUAGUAGAAGCUAUAGUAUUACCUCGCAUGAGUUUCCUCUCGUUCGUGAUAUUCUCAUUCGUUCAUAUAAUUCAGAAUUAAUGCACAAUAUAAAUCGUCCAGAAUAUCUUUUACGUAUGCUCACCUAUCGAAAAGAGCAUAAAACCGAUCAUUUUAUCGAAUGGUUCAAAUGCUUUCUCUGUGAAACAGACGAAAACUGGAUUAGGUAUCAAAAUUUAGUUUACCAUUGGACCAACUGUUUCGUAAAAGAUCAAAUAGCUCUGUUCGAAAUAAUGAAAGAAGUCGAUUCGCUUAUCGAUCUUUGGAUCAAAGUUGCACCAAACAAUAAUCAACGCUCGGACUUUUUUGUGGCACAUAUGGUUACACAAUGUUUCAGCCAAGAGAACAUGAACAAUCUACUGAAGAACGCUUUACAUACAGUAAACAAUGAAAAAUUUCUCGAAGCUUUCAAGAAACAAUAUGAAAAAGAAAAACUUGCCAAUGUCAAGGGACAGCUUAGGAAUUUAAAAGAUCCCACAAAUCCUUUAUUUCAAUUAAUAAAUAUUGCUGAAGAGCAACAAAGACAAAAUAAAAUAGUGGAAGAUCUAAUCAUUCUUGCUGCAUCUAUGAUCGAAGUCGAAGACAAUGAACUUCUCAAUGAUACUUUCAAUAAUCCAUCUCGAGGUACAUUUGUCUAUCUUAUUCUAUUCGAUAAAUCAUUAAGUUCACUCUCAAUACAUAAAACUAUUGUUAAUCGUUUGAGUCAACAGUGGACAAAAUGGGAACAAGGAACCCUGUUAGCCAGUGAUAUACGAACUUGGGAAAACUUUCGAAAAGAACAAAAAGCUAUCUUUCAUGAAAUAUGGCCGUUGGUGGCAAAAGAAACCGAAAAAACAGUUGAUAUUGAUUCAGUCUUCGAUGUCUCAUGUAAAGCUCUAAAAGCUAAAUUAGAAACAAAUGAUAAAAUAAUUACAUGUCUUGAUACUUACUGCCAAGAUGCAAUCGAUAAAAGUACAUAUGAUGAUCUUGUCAAAAAUUGGCAUGAACGCUUCGAAAUAGAAAGCAUUCAUUUAAUUGAUAUACCACCCGCUCUCUCCAAUAUUGUUGAAUUCGCCGAUGAACUCAAUCCUUAUGCAGCAUCUAUUGCUUGGAAAACUUAUCUCGAUCGACAAACAGCACCGAGUAGAAACAAUCGAUCACUAGAAAGAAAUCCUAUCGCGAGACAACUUAGUGAAGAAUUAGACAACGACACUACAUCUCGACAAGAGGAAGAAUUUUCAACAGGUAGGAUUGAUAUUUCUCGAAAAAAACCCUAUCACGUCUACAAGUAA